Cydia fagiglandana is the source of this 6112-nucleotide messenger RNA. RefSeq names its product mitoferrin (gene mfrn). NCBI's taxonomy places the organism in Eukaryota, Metazoa, Arthropoda, Insecta, Lepidoptera, Tortricidae. Gene Ontology annotation, biological process: iron import into the mitochondrion. Bases 228 to 1199 code for a protein of 323 amino acids. The record is from RefSeq and is a predicted model, not a curated record. The transcript has 8 exons. Gene Ontology annotation, molecular function: ferrous iron transmembrane transporter activity. Gene Ontology annotation, cellular component: mitochondrial membrane.
AUUUGACUGCACUAAAUGUUAGUGUAUCUGUGGAAAUCGGUCGCGCGUGUGCCUGCGAGGUUGUGCGAGUCGUAUGGAAUCAAUUAGAUCUAAAUUUCGGAUGACUUGUAGACGAAAAUAGUGUAGUGAAAAUGAUAUUGCUAAUUAGGUAGAACAAACGCAAUAACCAUAUUUUUGAACCAAAUAGGUGUUUAUUUUGUGUUAAGUGUCAGUAUUCAGUGAGUAUUAUGAACUUUGAGGACUAUGAAACGCUGCCGACCCAGAACCCCGUGACACACAUGACGGCCGGGGCCGUGGCGGGCGUGAUGGAGCACUGCAUCAUGUACCCGCUCGACUCCGUGAAGACGCGGAUGCAGUCGCUCCGGACGGCCCACAACAGCUCCAUAACGGAGACCUUCCGACACAUGGUCCGGCGGGAAGGCUUGCUCAGGCCAAUCCGCGGCAUGUCAGCCGUGGUGCUCGGCGCCGGGCCCGCGCACGCGUGCUUCUUCGCCACCUACGAGCACAGCAAGCACACGCUCGCGCACCUCACCAGGCAUAGGCACGACCACCUCACACACGGGUUGUCCGGUUGUCUGGCGUCGCUAGUACACGACGCAGUCUCCAAUCCGGCAGAAGUGGUAAAGCAACGGCUGCAGAUGCUGAACUCGCCGUACAGGAGCGUGUGGGAGUGCGCGCGGCGGAUCUACAAGGCCGAGGGCAUACGGGCGUUCUACCGGUCCUACAGCACGCAGGUCGUCAUGAACGUGCCCUUCCAGUCGGUUCACUUCGUGACGUACGAGUGGUGCCAGUCGCUGGUGAACCCGACGCGCAAGUACGACCCGCGCGCGCACGCGCUGUCCGGCGCGUGCGCGGGCGCGCUGGCCGCCGCCGCCACCACGCCGCUCGACGUCUGCAAGACCGUGCUCAACACGCAGGAGGUGGCGGGCGGCGCGGACGGGCUGGCGCAGGCGGCGGCGCUGGUGCUGCGCGCGACGGGCCCGCUGGGGUUCUUCAAGGGCGCCUCCGCCCGAGUGCUGUACCAGAUGCCCGCCGCCGCCAUCUGCUGGCUCACCUACGAGACGCUCAAGCACCUGCUCACACAGGAGCCCCGCGACGAGCCGCACGCGGCGGGCGCGCCGGCGCCGGCGACGCCGCUGGUGGGCGCCGCGCUGCGCCUCGCCGCCGCCGACGUGCCCGCGCCGCUCACGCGCACGUAGCCACCCCGCCUGUCCCACUGUAGCGUCGCGACAACACCCCUCAGCCGGGACACCGCACAGUCAGACCGCAUAUACUGACUUCUCUAUAAACUCGCUACUCAUUCUAAGCUGCACCUUCGCUGACGAUGUUUCGAGACAUUAGGAUCGUCUUAAAAGUACCCAAUAAAAGUGUUACGUUCCGUGUUAAUCGUCCACCACGCAAGAAACUAUAAAUUAUGCACCAUUUAGUAAAAAUGAUUGAUGCAUUAGGCGACAGAGACCCGAUCUGGUAAAAAUCCUACAUUUUCGUGGCACCAUAUUUCUUCAAAUACAUACAAUGAAUACCAGGCCUAGUGCCUACUAAUGAUUCGAAACCCAUAAACAUACUUAUAGGCGCAAAACUCUACCACGCGAGUUUUCAUUUCCAUCUGUUAUUUCAGUGUAUUAUUAAUUCAUAGUUGGCAUUCACAAAUAACUAUUGUCUUAGCUUUUCCUCUAAAUCUAAGUUCGAUCCUAAUAUAAAAUAAUUUAUUUUCACCACCAAACCAUCAUCAUUAGUUAUUUCUCCAUGGUUGUCGCGGCGUUGUUGUUUUGUUUGGAUUUGAUAUUUGUCUGUGAUGUUGUUUUUUAAUGAAGUGUUAGUGUUUACGAUCAAAAUUAUGUGAGCGCUUGUUUAAUGUGAGCUUGUAAACCGACCAACACACCGAAUACAAUGAAAAAAAAAACUGAGUUAUAUUGGACUUAUAAAAUUCGGCUUCGUUGAUCGGUAUUUUUAAUUAUAAUCGAUCAACUAAAUUUUCGUAUUCCUACGCUUGAAGGUGAGUCUACCUUAAGUUAGUAUAACAGAGACGCAUACAUAGUAAGAACUGCUAAUGGUCAUACAAAUUGCAUUCAUUAUAAUAUUAUGAAAUCCACUACGCUAUAAUAUUUAUUAGAGACGUUGAAAAUGAUUCAAUUUAGGGAAAAUAAAAUCGUAAUAUAUUUCUAAAUGCAACUUGUAUGAAGGUUAGUUGUAUGUUGUUGUCUCUAAUAUAAAAUAAGCACGACGCCAGUAUUAAGCAUCGUCACUCGGUCACGUCAUUCAUAAAAUGUUGUCAUUUACUCACAUUGAGCAAGUCAUAGUCCGAAGACAAAACGACGUAAACGCCAAUACGUUUCUUACGCCGUUUUGCCUUCUAAUGCUGUGAUUUUUGAACCUAUAUUAUAAUAGCUGUAUUAUAUGUUCAUUUGCUAUUUUCAAGUAAUUUGGCAACGCUUGUCAAGCGUUAUAAAACAUUUCGCGCGGUUGAAAAUAAAAUUUUAGCUGCGCAAUAAACGUCAGAUCGAGUCAAUUGAAUUUGGACUAUAUUUUGUACGGCGGUAGGGCUAGAGUUGCGUGAUACGGGACCGCUGGCGGUUUAAAAGUUAUAGCUAACUACUUCAUUAAUUGUAUUGCCACAAAGAACGUUUAAAGAAGAUUUUACAAAAAACAGCAAGUACCUUUACUUUUUUCGAAAAACUACCAAAUUUUGGGUUAGUUUUACUCAGAAUCACUAGGACUAUUGAGAGAUAUUGAUGAAAAAAAUUGUUCCCAGUUAUUCGUACAAUAGUUCCGUUUUGGACGCUUUUUACUAUACAUUUAGUAUCGACAAAAAAAUUACACAGCAGAAAAUAACUCAAAAGUUGUUUAUAUUUCGGAAAAAAGUAUAAUGGCAAGUAUGUAUAUUUUUUCUGAAGAAACUUUAAACAAGUAUAGAAACGAGUAGUGUGCAACUCUAGUCGUGCCGCGACAGUGGGCGACCACUUUAAACGCCACGAGUCGUCCGAGACGACGGAUCGAAACAGCCGCAAGUGCCCGUCUACUAAUUACUAAUAUAAUAUAUAUAAUUAUAUAAAUAAAUUGUAUAAAUCAUGUAAGCGAAGUGUACAUAGUUCCAAGUGUUACCAUGUAAAUUUAAAUUUAUUUAGAUUUUAGUUGCGGCGUUGAGCGUUUUGGGAAAAAUGUCUUAUUGAUGGUAAGCGGGUGAAAACCGACAGAUUGCUUUAACUAUUGACAGUUUUCUUAGUCGAUUUUACUGAAAGGUCUUUACUACGAAGAGAAGAAAAUAUUCAUAAUACAUCUGUCGGGAUUGUGCCGCUUAAAUAGUUGGUUGUGACACGAAAAUUUUUAUUAACAGUGCAAAAGCCUACAUUCGAGAGAAAAACUGGUCUCUGUGUGAACUAGUCCCUUUCCUCCAUGGAAAGGGACUAGUUUUUAAUGCUCUUGAAUAUGGAUUAGUGGCGUCAGGGCAGGAAUAUCAAAAUCUGGUUAAAUUUGGUAAAGACGAGGUAGUAAUUGAAAUAAAAGCCAUUAAUUUUAGUAGGACUUUGCACAUGUUAUUUCCGUUUUCUGUGGCUGUACGGAUAAUUGGUGAUGGUUUAGGCACAAGAUAUGUAAUGUUUGCCCUUUUCAGGACCCUUUCCACAUUAAAAUGAGGAAUGUGCUUGAAUAGGGACGCCGUUUAUUUCAUAAGAAAUAAUUUGAGAUUCCGUGCUAAUUACAAUUGUAAAUUUUAAAAUCUUAUGCUUGUCAAAUCGUGAUAUUUAACUCAGUGGUAGUUCGUCACCAAAUGUUAAUUAAAAUAGUUAAAUUUUAUCUUAAUCAAUAAUCGUGCCCUGAUUCGUGAAAUACAUAAUUACUUUUGGGUGAUUUUAGACAAGGCAUCUUAGCACGGGAUCUCGACUUUCGCACAACACAAUAUAUUCAUAAUAAUUGUUUUAUUAGUUUUACGUAUGUGUGGGGGCGUACACAGUGCGAUGCUGUUUCGACUCAGUGAGAUGUAGGCUAGGAACCAGGGGUCACGCCCGUCACGUGACCUCACUAUUGACUACAAUUAAUUAUACACUUUACAUUCUUUCACUGAUUGCUAUAAUCUGCGCCGCCCUUCGUUUUCUUUAAACACAAAUAAUAACUAAUCUGUAUACUAAAUUGCGUCUCAUACAGAUGGCGAGACAAAUUAGGUAUGUCUUAUAUUUUGUAUAAAUCUUUGACUUUCGCUAAAAAUUCCCUAUAGCUCACUUAUAAUAAAAGCGCAAGACAAAGCGUUGUAUGAAAUAUAAGGGAACCUUGAUAAGCACCAUCUGUUGCUGUAGUGGACGCAACUUUUUAUUGAGAUUACCAGUCGUUAUUAUUAACUUGUCUUUGCGUAAAUUUGUAUAAAAGCCAAAUAUAACUAGUCGGUUAUAGCAAUAGGUGAAACAAUAAUUUGUUAAAAUGAAUAAAUAGUGUUAAAAUGAAAUUAUAAUACUUAACAUAGCUCGGGAGGAAGCUCCUUAUAUUUUUGUUGGGACACAGUGUACAUAUUGGUUAGACACCGACAUACUUAUCUGUAAUAUCCGUAUAUUUAAGAAAUUAUUGUACAUAGAUUAUCUACUAAACUUGUUAGAACAUUGGUUUCUGAACGAGUGUGCAAUGCAAUUUGAAUCUUAUUAUAAGCGUGUUAUAAAAUUUCAUUAGGUUAUAGGCGUUUAUAAAACGACCUUGUAGUGGUAGAUAUUUUUUUAUAAUGGCAAAUUUAUUGUAACUUUGUCGAACAAAGUUGGACUGUGGCACUCGACGUAAUUUACGCCAACAUUUUAACAAAUUAAAUUAAUUUUAGAAAUGAAACUCAUCUUCGUUGCACACUCACAGUUCGUGAAGGCAAAAAGACCAACCCUAUUUUAAAAAAAAAAACAACUACAACAAUAUUCCUCCACGUCCCCUGCACUAGCAAUAUGGCGGCCAUUUUGUUGUAUACAGGGUGUCUGAGGGCCCUAUCACGAAAAUCGGAUUAUCUUUAUUUGCCUCUCUAUCGCUCUUUCAUAUUCGAGUGACGGAGAGGCAGGUAACGAAGUGUUCGUGUUUCGCAGAAGGCUCUCUGAGUUUAGUGGGAGCGGUGCUAGCGGCGGGCAGGCUACUACUGUCAAGUGUCAUUUGGCUGUGCUUGUUAUUUGAUGACAUGUCAGCGUUACGUUAGGUAAUGAAAGGUGCAUUUACAGUGAGUCAUUUACCUAUUUGAAACUUGACGAUAAUCGCAUGAGAUUUGCGAUACAUUGCGGCUUUUAAUCGAUCCAUUGGAUUCGUUGAUCCUACGUAGCCGGAUCGUAAAAUCGCAUGCUAUUUGUUGCAAUGUCUGUAGAAGCCUUAAUAUAGGGGUCGCCAGGCAACCGAUUGAUGCGGCGAAUGACGCAGUGUCAUUGCACUUUUGUUCUCGGCAUUUACUUUCUCAUUUUAUUUUACGAUGGCUUAUUUAUUAUAUAACUGGCCGCGUAGCCAAGAUGCCAAUCGCUUACGCUCCGUAGCGAUCGAAACGCAACUGUCACUGUCGCACUAAUAUGGAAGAGUGAUAGAGAGACAUAAUGCUUUUCGUUGUCGAAGCGAUAGCGAUUGUAACCUUGGCUAGGCCGGCUGAUGCUUUUUUAAGUUAUUUAUUUAUAAAGAUUUUUUAUUGUUGACUUUUAUAAUUUUCAAGCAUUAGUCAGAUCGAAAUUCGGAAUAAGACUAUAGUCAUUAAAACGUUUUAAUAUCUUUCAGUUCCAUAAAGAUGACUAUAAAAGCUGUAGUCCUGUUGAUCUAUUGAAAAAUAUAUUUAAAAAAAUAUAUUUAGUUUUUUUUAUGAACACCUACCGUCAUUUAGUUUUUUGCUAAUAAGUCUGUGAAUAAGUGCUGAGAAUUUUCGUUAACUUUUAUUAUUAGACAUGAAUCCGUGAAUAUUAUAUUUGUAAAAAUGGCGCCCGACCCGCCGCGAGGAGUGAAUUACUUGUAUAAUUGUUUCUGUACAUGAUAAUUGUAUUUGUUAUAUUUAUGAGUUGUAUUGUAUAGCAGGUAAAUUAAGCGUUGUACCGUAGAUCCGUAGGCUAUGGCCCUGUUAUGUGAAAAGUGCAAAUGUUUUGAAAAAAAAUGCAAAUCGAAAAUAGUAAUAAACAGUUGGACAAUA